This is a messenger RNA of Brettanomyces nanus, 1212 nucleotides long. RefSeq lists its product as uncharacterized. The record is from RefSeq and is a predicted model, not a curated record. Gene Ontology annotation, molecular function: NADPH dehydrogenase activity; FMN binding. The transcript has a single exon. Lineage: Eukaryota; Fungi; Ascomycota; Pichiomycetes; Pichiales; Pichiaceae. The coding region runs from base 1 to 1212 and encodes 403 amino acids.
AUGCCGGAAGCUCUUGCGAAUACUAAUCUUUUUAAACCAAUCAAGGUUGGUUCGGUGAACCUUAAUAAUAGGCUCGUGCAUCCACCUACCACUCGUAUUCGGAAUACCGAUGAUUUAGUCGCUACUGAUUCGAUGCUCAAGUAUUACGAGCAGAGAGCAGAAUGCAAUGACGGUGGCUUACUUAUUGCCGAGGCCACAUUUCCAGCACCGGAAUUUGGUAUCUAUGACUAUGCGCCAAUGAUAAAAACGGACAGGCAAGUUGAAGCCUGGAGAAAGAUUGUUAAGGCUGUUCACGAUAAAGGUGCUGCCAUGUCUCUUCAGCUUUGGAAUUUGGGAAACACGGCAGAUGCCGCGCAGUUGAAGAAGCACGGCCUACCAUUGAUUGCACCUUCUGCUUGGUACUUUGAUGAGCAAAGUAAAAAGGCUGCAUUUGAAGCAGGAAACCCUAUCAAGCCGUUGACUAUCGAUGGAAUUCAUGCCAUGGUCAAGGAAUAUGCUGCCGCCGCUAAAAGGGCAGUUAAUAUCGCUAAAUUCGACUUUGUAGAGAUCCACGCUGCUCAUAUGUAUCUCUUGGAUGAGUUUUUGAACGAGUGCUCCAAUAAGAGAACUGAUGAGUAUGGUGGCAGUAUUGAGAACCGAGCCAGGUUCACGCUAGAAGUUGUGGAUGCGUUGAUUGACGCUGUUGGUGCCGAUCACGUUGCAAUAAGACUCUCACCUUAUGCACGGUUCCAAGGUGGUCAAAGUGUUGAUGCGAAGAUUAAUCCAAUUGUAGUCUACGGCUACGUGCUAAGCGAGCUAGAAAGAAGGGCCAAAGAGGGUAAUAGAUUGGCAUACGUUUCAUUUGUAGAGCCAAGAGUUGCAGGUGGGGAGAAUAGCCCAGAAGCCGCCAAGUUGAACACUGCUUGGGUCAACGAGAUCUGGAAGGGCAUCAUAAUUAGGUCGGGUGCUUUACUUAGAGAUGAAGACUAUACUCUACUAAAGAAGUAUGUCGACGGGGACGAUAGAACACUUAUUGGAGCUUCUAGAUACUACACUUCGAACCCAGAUCUUCUAGACAGACUUAGAAAUGGCUAUCCGUUGACCCAUUACGAUAGACCAAGCUUCUAUAUCCCCAUGUCCAAUGCCGGAUAUUUAACCUGGGCUAAAUAUUCAGAGAGGCCGCUAGACGAGAACUCAGAGGUUGCCAAGGCCAUACCUCAGCCACUUGCUUGA